CCCAGGAAAAAUAGGCCUUGGCAGCUCAGUUGAUUCUUGUUCAUAAAUAAAUAGAACUGAAUUGAACGGCACUCGCUCACAGAUUUUCGAGCAAAAACAGAAACUGCACGCAGCAGUCUAGUUUGAGCUUUGAUAAACAUGUUGAAUUGUUUCCGCUUUUUCUAAGAAUAGUGAUCCCGCUUCGCCCAAACUAUCCCAAUUUUCCGGGCAAAGCAUUUCCAUAAAUUACAAGGAUACACUUCAUUCUUGCCCGUGGUCAGUCUCUGGUAGCCGGAUUUAAACCUUUGAAGGUAUGUAAAAGAUGUAGACACAGUAUCUAUGUUUUAGAAGAGUUAAGUAAUGAAGUGUUUGUGUAAAUCUCCUGCUUGACUGAUUUAAGGGCACUUAAGCGUGCCUAGUCCACCAAGAUCCUGUUUCUAACUGAACACUGACUGAAACGCAAGGAAUUGGGCGUCUGCAUCUUGAUAUCUGUGAGUUUAUAUUGCCGGAGCUUUGUUAGCUCUCAUUGAGUCAGACUGAAAGUGAUGCGCACGUUCAAAUUGUGCAAAGGAUCCCAGGAACGUCUUUAAAACUAUUUUAGAAGAAUGCAUUUCCACCUCAAAAUCAAGCGAUACUAAGUGCCUUUUUAAAAUUUGCUACAAGCAUUCCGCCAUCUUGCAUGGCAACUUGACCUGGCCAGUUUCUCCUCAUAUGUAAUAAUUUAGAAGGAAUUUUUCGUUGUGUAAAGAUCAAAGAAGUCAGACAGACCAGGCAAAUUGACGAAACGAAGAGUUUGUUAGGAUCGAAGAGUCGCACGUCUUAUGCAACAAAGCAUUUCUGGCCAGAGGCGGCGGAACGUUUUGAAACGUGAGGCUCAUCUUCGACUCAGCUAUACGCAUUGACCCCUCAGAUGUUCCAAAAUGCCCUUUAAUUUUGUGUUGUUCGUUGGCACAAGCAAACCUCUUUGCAAUCUUCACUGUGUCUAGUGUGUCCGUAAUCGAUUUGUGACAAUGCAGCAGUAGGCAGUUGUUCAGGCGGUCCUGCUUCAUGGUGCUUCUCAGGUAGUUCUUGAGUCGUCUGAGGGCAGAAAAUGUGCGCUGUAAAGCCGCCUAUGUCAAAGGUAUUGUCAAAUUCAUCUUUAAGCGGGUUUUUUGGGAACCAAACGGUGUGGGGCGGGGGAGGGCUCUGCUCUAACUUUUUGCUCCUGCCCCCCCCCUUCCAUGCUACGCUGCAUAUGUUUCUGGCCGAUAAAUGUGGAGAGACGUUUGAUUUGGUUGUUUUUUUUUAUAUUAAAUUUUGCUGGAAACCGGCGACUUGCUUUGUUGCAAGGAUGUUGAAUGUUAUGUUUCUACAUUCAUGCACGAUUUACAUAUUAGCACUUUUACAGACUUGUCUGACCUACGUUUGUUGUGGAACUCUUUUAAUUUACAUAGGUAAACACAAGAUUUAGAGCAAUUUUGGAUACACCAGCACAGGUAAUUUUUUCAAAGACUGCUUUGUAGUCUUCGAUAUAUAUUUGAGGAUCCUGAUUUACCCAAAAUUGCUCGAGAAAAAUCAAGUGAUUACUUGUUGAUAAUAUGCAUGCACAAAUUUGAGUGUCCUUGUCACGGCUCACGUGCCCCGCCUCAGGGCACCCAACGACUAUUGAUAUGUGCCCUCCCCUUGCGCCCCCCCCGCCUCCUUAAGACACCAUUGUUUUCAAUUUAAUAUUGAUAUAGGGCCAGUCACGUAAUGAAGUCGUUCCUUUUUUUGAUAUUCCAGAGGAAAAAAGAAUAGCUUUAGAAAGUGCCGGCGUCCUGAUCAGUUUUAAUCUAAUAUUAAGACGUGUGGAGAAAGAAACUAUGGCCGCCAAGUGUUCUCAUGUAUUCAUUACCAUUGCAGUCUUCGGGGUGGUUUUCUCACAAAUGGGUAAGUAACCCAACUGAGCGAAUUCAGAGCAUUUGCACAUCUCUUAUCAUGCUCGCUGAAGAAGACCAUACUUAUGCAAAAUUUGGGGCAGGACAAAAUUUCUAUACUGUCUUCCCACCUCCACCACCACUACAUUUCUAUUGUCUUUCAACCUCCACCACCACUACAUUUCCAUUGUCUCCCUCCUCCACCAUUACUACAUUUCUACUGUCUUCCCUCCUCCACCACCACUACAUUUCUAUUGUCUUCCCUCCUUCACCACCACUACAUUUCUACUGUCUUCCCUCCUCCACCACCACUACAUUUCUAUUGUCUUCCCUCCUCCACCACCACUACAUUUCUACUGUCUUCCCUCCUCCACCACCACUACAUUUCUAUUGUCUCCCCUCCUCCACCAUCACUACAUUUCUAUUGUCUUCCCUCCUCCACCAUCACUACAUUUCUAUUGUCUUCCCUCCUCCACCAUCACUACAUUUCUAUUGUCUCCCUCCUCCACCAUCACUACAUUUCUAUUGUCUUCCCUCCUCCACCAUCACUACAUUUCUAUUGUCUUCCCUCCUCCACCAUCACUACAUUUCUAUUGUCUUCCCUCCUCCACCAUCACUACAUUUCUAUUGUCUUCCCUCCUCCACCAUCACUACAUUUCUAUUGUCUUCCCUCCUCCACCAUCACUACAUUUCUAUUGUCUUCCCUCCUCCACCAUCACUACAUUUCUAUUGUCUUCCCUCCUCCACCAUCACUACAUUUCUAUUGUCUUCCCUCCUCCACCAUCACUACAUUUCUAUUGUCUCCCUCCUCCACCAUCACUACAUUUCUAUUGUCUUCCCUCCUCCACCAUCACUACAUUUCUAUUGUCUUCCCUCCUCCAUCAUCACUACAUUUCCAUUGUCUUCCCUCCUCCACCACCUCUACAUUUCUACUGUCUUCCCUCCUCCACCACCACUGCAUUUCUACUGUCUUCCUUCCUCGACCACCACUGCAUUUCUAUUGUCUUUCGCCCUUCACCAUUACCCUUUUGCAUCACCACUGUUUGGCAAUAUAAUCUUUCGUUUACCACCACCAUUAAUGGGGAUUUGAAGUUCUGUUAAUUUUGCUAAAUACACCGUGAGCAGUGAAACAAGGUCAAGGUUUUUUCAAUUGAUUGGAAGUUGCCUCACAUUCUAGAAAAACAAAACUGGCGAAUGGUCUUCUCUUGAUCGUCUUGCUUGAAAGGCAUUUUAUAAAGGUUUUGUACUUAAAACUUCUCGAUAGUCGGGAAAGAAAUUUUUAAUAUUUUUAUUUCUUACGAGGGUUCUCCUUUUUUUAGUUAACUGCCUGAGCUGUUAUACUUGUACAAGUGAGGAUUCCUUGGAAAACUGCAAUUCGAAGUUAACAAAAAAGGAAUGCCCAUCGGGGACACCGAAUUGCCUCACUGGCACGUUAACAUGUUUCGCCAGAGGGGAAGUCACGAAAACUUUCUUCUACAAGAGAUGUGGAACCAAAGUCAAGGGCUGCGAGCCGUCAGAUGAUCCUUCCUGUCAUUUGUCACAGGCUGGAUGGUCUUCCAGAAGUACAAACGAUUGUUGCACUAGAGACAACUGUAACGCGGCUCCCAAGAACGACACUGUGAACUCUGGUCCAUUAUAUAAGAUCAACGGCGCACUUACAAGAAUGUCUAUUUUGCUGGCCUUCAUGGAGUUCUCGUACUUUUAAACACCUCAUAUCGCAAUUAACCCUUUUUGGCUUUUUUAAGUUACUAAAGUUCCGAAACCAACGAUAUAUGUAGCAAAAUCAAGACAGGCUAUUUAGUUUAGCCGCCGGGAGUAAGCAGCUAAAAAUAAACAACCGGCUCACAAAGGUUCUUAUUUUUCUUAAUAACAUAUUUAGGUGACAGAACACUGACAGAAGAUAGAGCUACUACAUUAAAAGUAUGACUGCAAAUGUUAUACUUUCAACAUAUUCUAUUUCUUACUUACUCAACAACG
Messenger RNA from Porites lobata, 3851 nucleotides. The record is from the annotation of a GenBank genome assembly. NCBI's taxonomy places the organism in Eukaryota, Metazoa, Cnidaria, Anthozoa, Scleractinia, Poritidae.